Messenger RNA from Cannabis sativa, 1632 nucleotides. Its product is annotated as magnesium transporter MRS2-2. The coding region runs from base 174 to 1367 and encodes 397 amino acids. Gene Ontology annotation, cellular component: membrane. The record is from RefSeq and is a predicted model, not a curated record. Gene Ontology annotation, biological process: magnesium ion transport; transmembrane transport. Gene Ontology annotation, molecular function: magnesium ion transmembrane transporter activity. The transcript has 12 exons. NCBI's taxonomy places the organism in Eukaryota, Viridiplantae, Streptophyta, Magnoliopsida, Rosales, Cannabaceae.
UUCCCUUCCCCCCUAUCGAUUUCAAUUCAGACCCCAAAUCCAAAGCCCUAAUCCCAUUCCCUAAUCGGCCUCGCCAGCUUUGAAACUCAAAUCUAAACCGGCCGAUUCGAAUAUAGUUGAAUUCACUUUAAAAGUUUGGGAAUUGGGAUUUUUCUUGGGUGAUAUGGUUAGAGAUGGCUCGUGGGGACGGGUACGUGGUUCCGGCGGACCCGCAGGCCUUGGUUGUAGUGAAGAAGAAGAACCCGCAGUCGUCUCGGAGCUGGGCUUUGGUGGAUUGCAGCGGCGAGUCCACUGUUCUCGAUGUCGACAAGUACGCCAUUAUGCACCGAGUUCAGAUUCACGCUCGUGAUCUUCGUAUACUUGACCCUUUGCUCUCUUACCCAUCAACCAUUCUUGGCCGUGAGAAGGCCAUUGUUCUUAACUUGGAGCAUAUCAAAGCAAUAAUCACUGCUGAGGAGGUUUUGCUUCGAGAUCCGUCUGAUGAAAAUGUUGUACCUGUUGUUGAAGAGCUUCAGAGGAGAUUGCCUCUCGUGAAUGCUAUAGGUGAUAAUCAAAACGAUGGGAGAGAGUAUGGUGGUGGUAAUCAUGAUAUGGAUGCUGGUGAAGAAGAUGAGUCUCCAUUUGAAUUUCGGGCCUUGGAGGUUGCUUUGGAAGCUAUAUGUAGUUUUCUUGCUGCACGCACAACAGAAUUGGAGACAGCUGCUUAUCCUGCUUUAGAUGAGCUUACCUCUAAGAUUAGUAGUCGCAACUUGGAUCGGGUUCGUAAACUGAAGAGUGCAAUGACUAGGUUGACAGCUCGGGUUCAAAAGGUAAGGGAUGAACUUGAACAACUACUUGACGAUGAUGAUGAUAUGGCUGAUCUUUACUUGUCUAGAAAGAUAGUGGCUGGUGCAUCUUCACCUAUUAGUGGCUCAGGUCCUGCCAAUUGGUAUCCUACCUCUCCUACUAUAGGCUCAAAGAUAUCAAGAGCUAGUAGAGCAAGUAUUGCAACAAUUCGUGGAGAUGAAAAUGAUGUUGAGGAACUUGAAAUGUUACUUGAGGCUUAUUUUAUGCAAAUUGAUGGGACAUUGAACAAAUUAACCACGCUGCGAGAAUAUAUCGAUGAUACAGAGGACUACAUUAACAUUCAGCUCGAUAAUCAUAGAAAUCAGCUUAUUCAGUUAGAACUCCUCCUUAGUUCUGGAACUGUAUGCUUGUCUAUAUAUUCUCUUGUGGCUGGAAUAUUUGGCAUGAAUAUUCCAUACACGUGGAAUGACAACCAUGGAUACAUGUUCAAAUGGGUUGUCAUUGUGACAGGAAUAGUUUGUGCCUUUAUGUUCGUACUAAUAAUUUCGUAUGCUCGGCACAAAGGUUUGGUUGGAUCCUGAAUUUAGUUGAACACCAUAGGUGUUCCCUCCGACUCGAACAAUAAGUAGUUUGGCUUCCUUAUAUUGGAGAUGGAAUAUUUCAGCUGAUUUUAUCUCAAUGAUAUAAAGCUGGUUUACAUAAAAUUGUCAAACAAACCUGAUUUCUCUCAGGAUUGCUUUUAAUACAACAUAAAAAAACAGUUUACAGAAUUAUAGCAAUUUCAUUUUUCAGUUACUUCUUUGUCAAUUUAAUACUUUUCCCCCCUAAAUAUUAAGAUUUUGUAUA